GUAACAUCUGAAGGACAAGUUCCUUAUCUUUUACUGUAUAGGCUCUUCAUCUUCAACCUCAACCUCAACCUCAACCCUGUCUUGCUUGCAGUACCUAAUUUCUUCUCCUGAUCCUGAGUGCUGCUGUCUCCUUCUAAAUUCUAUGCAGAGUAUGGCCACCACGCUCUGUCUUCUAAAGCUUCCAAUUCUUCCUAACAAGCCACGCCAAUUAUCCUCAAAAGUUGUUCCACUUCCUUCCAUCUCUGCAAAAUUGAAUACCCCAAAAGAACACAAGUUCUUGGGUCAUAAUAUCAAUGCUCUCAAACCCGCUUCUCUUUCUCUCACAGCAAUCACAUUUCCAUUCUUAUUUGAACCCAAGGAUGCACUUGCUGUUGGUGGAGAGUUUGGGAUAUUGGAAGGAAGAACAUUUGCUCUCAUACACCCCAUUGUGCUUGGAUCUUUGUUCUUCUAUACCUUGUGGGCAGGGUAUUUGGGGUGGCAAUGGCGGCGAGUAAGGACUAUUCAGAACGAGAUUAACGAACUCAAGAAACAAGUUAAACCUACACCAGUUACCCCAGACGGGAAACAAGUAGAAGCACCACCUUCACCGGUUGAACUCAAAAUACAACAACUUACUGAGGAUAGGAAAGAGCUGCUCAAAGGUUCAUACAGGGAUAGACAUUUCAAUGCAGGAUCCUUGCUUCUAGGAUUUGGGGUGCUUGAGGCAGUUGGUGGAGGGUUGAACACAUGGUUUAGGACAGGAAAGCUAUUUCCUGGUCCACAUUUAUUUGCUGGAGCAGCUAUUACGGUCUUGUGGGCACUGGCAGCAGCUCUAGUACCACCAAUGCAGAGAGGGAGUGAAACAGCCAGAAAUCUCCACAUUGCGCUGAAUGCAUUAAAUGUUUUGCUCUUUGUGUGGCAGAUUCCCACUGGAAUUGAAAUUGUAUUCAAAGUGUUUGAGUUCACAAAAUGGCCUUGAAUGUAAUAUUCCCAUCUCUAAGUUCCCUAGAAUUUUGCUUUCAAUUUAGCUUUCUGCUAACAUCAAAUAAAGCAAAAUUUGGCAUUUUCCAUUUUCAUUUGGCCAUGUACCAUAUUUUUGUGCCAGUCAAGCUUUGCAUGAUUGUAUUACACGAUUCUUUUAGUAUAAUUUAGCAUAUA
Gastrolobium bilobum is the source of this 1137-nucleotide messenger RNA. RefSeq lists its product as uncharacterized. The transcript has 4 exons. Bases 143 to 958 code for a protein of 271 amino acids. Gene Ontology annotation, cellular component: chloroplast thylakoid. The record is from RefSeq and is a predicted model, not a curated record. NCBI's taxonomy places the organism in Eukaryota, Viridiplantae, Streptophyta, Magnoliopsida, Fabales, Fabaceae.